Salvia miltiorrhiza (redroot sage) is the source of this 1353-nucleotide messenger RNA. RefSeq names its product probable BOI-related E3 ubiquitin-protein ligase 3. The record is from RefSeq and is a predicted model, not a curated record. Gene Ontology annotation, molecular function: ubiquitin-protein transferase activity. Lineage: Eukaryota; Viridiplantae; Streptophyta; Magnoliopsida; Lamiales; Lamiaceae. The coding region runs from base 260 to 1171 and encodes 303 amino acids. The transcript is spliced from 3 exons. Gene Ontology annotation, biological process: regulation of programmed cell death.
GUAUUCCGGAAUAGCCCCUCGCAAUUAGCCGGAAAUACGACCUCAUCUAUCAUAUUAUGACGCCCCCUUUCUGCUUAACCCAACAAACAAAUCUCUCUCUUUCUCUCUCCCAAACCACUUUUAAUGCCAAACCCCUUAAUAAACCCCACCCCACCCCUCCCAUUUGCAUUUGCGUAUAUAUUUGGUUGCCCCCUCCUCCAUCUCACUUUGCUUUUCAUUUCUCCUCUCUCUCUCUCUCUCUCUCCAAAACCAAUUUAACAUGGCCGUCGAAGCUCGCCAUCUCAAUCUCUUUCCUCCGCAGAUUCUCGGCAAUAGAGGGCUGAUGAUCAACGGUGUGGAAGGCAUUGGAAACGCGUACGCCGCGCCGGCCGGAUUCGGAAUGCUGCCUCCCUUGUCGGGGACCACGACGGCGACCGAGACUAUGGGCCCCAUGUACUGUUCGGCGAUUACAGAAACCGUCCUCGCCAAAACGUCCGCGAUUAAGUCCGACAGCGGCCUCACGUACGCCGCCGUCCCGGUCUCCAGGAAGCGAUCCAGAGACGCGAUCAAUCCUAUGAUGUCUUCGUCGCUGCCCACCGCGAAUAACCGUCGCGGUUCCCUCACUUUUCUCGGCGAAGAUUUCUCCCUCCACUUCCAGCAGCAGCAGUUGGAGAUGGAUCGUUUCAUCACGCAACACACAGAAAAGGUGCGAAUUGAAAUCGAGGAGAGGCGGAAGAAAUACGCGCGGCGGAUCGCAGCGGCUGUGCAAGAGAACAUAUUGAAGAAACUGAAAGCGAAGGAAGAAGAGGUGGAGAAGAUCGGGAAAAUGAACUGCGCGCUGGAAGAGCGAGUUAAGUCUCUGUGCGUGGAGAAUCAGAUAUGGAGAGAUUUGGCUCAAGCGAACGAGGCGACCGCGAAUGCGCUGAGAUGCAAUCUGGAGCAAGUCCUGGCGCAGGUACAAGACGAGCAGCAGGAGCAGGGCGGCGACGACGGGCAGUCGUGCUGCGGCAGCAACUACGAAGAGGAGGACGGCAGAAUGUGCCGGAGCUGCGGGAAAGAGGAGUCAUGCGUGCUGCUCCUGCCGUGCCGGCAUCUCUGCCUCUGCACGGUGUGCGGCUCGUCUCUCCAUACCUGCCCCGUUUGCAGCUCCACUAAAACCGCCAGCGUUCACGUUAAUCGCUCCGCCUCUUGAAUCUUGGAAUUCCCGCUAUACCCAAAGAAAAAGAAAAACAAGUUUGGAAAUAGGAUCAGUGGAUAGUAGUAGCUUUUUCCCUUUUUUUAUUUUUUCUUUUAUAUUCUUUUGUCAGACUCCACUAACAUGAUGUUCAUUCUUGAAUUUAGAUGAAUGUAAUUACUCUAAUCACGAUUUCCGCA